AUGGCAUGUUCGGUUUGGGUGACCUCGCUGAGAGGCAGCGAGACCUGGGAGGGAGGAGAGACCAGCGGCGUUGGCGACCUUUUCGGAGCUGGUCAGCACAAAGGAAGGAAGGACGGCUGGCGUAUCAAAACCGCGGGAUCAAGAGAUCCGGAAAGACAACAACAAGCCGUUGGUCAACAAAUGGGGCAGGGUGUCGAAGUGGUGAGAAAUGGUUGUCAUGGUCACGGAAAGGGCCGGUACAAAGAAUGGACUGGUGCAGAAAUCAUGGAAGACGUGCUGCGGGCACUGCCAGAGUUGCGUGACAAGAGCAACAGGCGAAGAACAGGCAGUGACAGGCCCUUCCUUGCCCUCACAGAGGUACGGGUACAAGUCCUCAGCUGGAGGGGUUCCAAGGGAGCCAACCGGGCCGGAAGAGAUUGGGGGAAACCUCGACGGAGCAGCCGGCGUGUAAGAAAAGAAGGAGGAGAGCGCGGGCGGAGGAAAGCGGGAAGAACGAGGGCAGCCAGUCACGAUGGCGAUGCUUGGAGGAGGAGGAGGAGGAGGAGGAGACCAGGGAGACGCACCCAAGUCAUCACCAAUGUGAGCGUCAAUGUUCACUUCCUGUCUGCCUGCCCAUCGCUCGUAUGUUCCAUUUCUUUCCGUCUCUCUGUCACUUAUCUCCCACCUGAAUCGGCAUUGAGAAAGAUCGGUGCAUGCCACCAUAUUGCAAAGCACAUGAAAGUGCGCAUGGUUGGUGGUCAAUGCUCCUGGAUUCUCAAUCCAUGUCGCUAA
This is a messenger RNA of Neurospora hispaniola, 771 nucleotides long. RefSeq lists its product as uncharacterized. The coding region runs from base 1 to 771 and encodes 256 amino acids. The record is from RefSeq and is a predicted model, not a curated record. The transcript is spliced from 8 exons. Lineage: Eukaryota; Fungi; Ascomycota; Sordariomycetes; Sordariales; Sordariaceae.